This is a messenger RNA of Saimiri boliviensis boliviensis (Bolivian squirrel monkey), 2175 nucleotides long. The record is from RefSeq and is a predicted model, not a curated record. Lineage: Eukaryota; Metazoa; Chordata; Mammalia; Primates; Cebidae.
AGGCUGGUCCCAAGGCAUGACUGAGCAUGCACACGCUGGUCCCACAGGUUUUCAGCUGUGGAGUUUGGGAGCUGGGAGCUGGGAGCUCAUUUGUUUCUGGCAGUUCAGUUCAUAUUUUCCACUUGAAGCCAUCGCCUCCCUUCCUUCCAGGCUGAGAAACCAGAAGUCGACGGGAGGAGAGUGGAGAGGCUGGAUCUCACAGCCCGCUUGGUCGGGGAUUCCGCUGAGGAUUUUGCAUCCUGAAUCGAAGCAUGGAACCCUGGCGAGGACUCCACGGCCUCACGGUCCUGUGUUUCCUAAUGCACGCCCGAGGUCAAAGAGACUUUGACUUGGCAGAUGCCCUUGAUGACCCUGAACCCACCAAGAAGCCAAACUCAGGUUACUUCAAUGAUGGGGACCGCAAUGACGGACACUACCCGCCCAGGCCCAGGCCACCUGCAGUUAUCUACCCAACGCUGAAGCCACGCCCUCAGCCCCAGCCUGGCAAUUCCGGCAACAGUGGAGGUAGUUACUUCAAUGAUGGGGACCGCAAUGACGGACACUACCCGCCCAGGCCCAGGCCACCUGCAGGAGGCGGCGGCGGUGGCUACUCCAGUUACGACAACUCCGGCAACACACACGGUGGAGAUUACCAUGUGGGGCACGACUCCUCAGAAGGCAAUAUGGUAGCAAAAAUCGUGUCUCCCAUUGUGUCUGUGGUGGUAGUAACACUGCUGGGAGCAGCAGCCAGCUACUUCAAACUGAACAGUAGGAGAAAUUGUUUCAGGACCCACGAACCAGAAAAUGUCUGAAGAUGUUAAGAUCCCCUGAUUACUUUGAGAAAAACUCAACCAAAACAAGAACGCUGUUUAUCACUGUUAUAGAAAUUUCCUUUUAUUCUUGACACAAUUUGAUGAGCUAAAGUGUGUUUUCUUCUGUGUGAAGUAUGUGAGCUGCCUCACUAAGAAUUCCCAACUCAUUGGAUGUGAUGUGGUUAUAAAGAUAAGUUAGGCAGCUAGACCCUGCAUUGUAAAAAAAAAAAAAAAAAAAAAAAAAUGCUUUCUCUGUUGGUUUGUCAUUCAUUCGCACAGAGAGACUGUGGCUCCCUGUUCUGAAAACUUCAGGUACUUCGUGGUGCAUUAACACACACAUGCUGAACCAUGGUGAUGUGACAAAGCAGUAAGCAGUAGGGAGGGGAUGUUAUCAGCUUCUGGGAGCUGAAGAAUACUGUUGAGGUUCCAAGGAUGCUGGACCUAUGCUAAAUUCUUCAGUGAUGUGAAAAAUCAUUGAGCGUUCAUCAUUGCUAAUGAAAUGGAUAUGAAUUAUUUCUGACACCCACAGGCAAGGUUUGAACGUCCUUUCAGCUCUGAUGUAUCUGCACAUAAAGUUAUUAUUACCUGAGAAAAUAAGUGCAUUUUGAAAUGUUCAGUGCAAAACGACUUAUGUUAAAACCAUCUGGGGGAAAUCUUGGGAUACUUUUUCCUGGGAAAUCAUAUAGUUUUGAUGUGUUUUGGCACAUAGGAGACAGAAAUGGUGAUUAUCAGAAGUAUUUUCAGUCUUUGAAAUUCUGUAAGUACUAGUUCCUAAGGCGACAACAUUGCUUUCCUUGCUUUCAACGUUUUCAGUUCACCAGAGUAGGAAGUCUUAAAUCCUUAGGCAUCCAAGAAGUAUGCUAGCUAUUUGCUUCUCUUUUAGAAACACUUGUGGGCAGAGGGAAAAGGAUGGUUUGGGCCUAUUUGUAUAGCUUGAUUAAACUCAGGUUAAUGUUCAUAAAACAUUUAGAUUUUGCCCUAAAUAUCAGAACCAAAGAUUAAGACAUGCAUGUACAGUCUGGAAUGUACAUACAGGACCCAUAAAAAUUUCUAGUAUUCAUGCUUUGUGCUCACCAUUAUGAAUUGGGGUUUUCAAAGAGAGAAGGCUGAAAGUGAAAACCACUUGAAAGAGCUCCCCAAUUUGUAAAAUACCUUCAGCUAAUAAUUCACAUUAGGUAACUCAGACUUGUGUCUCUCAAAUUGUGGAUUCAUGCCUAAUUUGUGCAAUUUGAAGAUAGCCCAUAUUUCCUAUUUCAGUAUUCGUUCCUGCAACACUUUUUAAUUCUUGUAGAAGUUCUCUUGAAGAAAUGGUGAUGUCUGAUGCUUAAUUACUAUUUUCUCUAUCAGAAUUUCAACAUGAGCUCAAUUAAAUUCUUGUGAAAAA